AUGGCUCGGUCGCCCGGCUCCUCUGUCGCCCCAGACAAGGAUGUCAUCGCCAUCUCAGAUGACUCAGAUAGCGACUCAGUAUCCGAGUGCCAGCUAGUGUUACCAGAGAACCCAACCGUCAAAGCUGAGCCGGCCGAGGAAGCAAAUAAGACGUUUCCCGUCGACUUCAAUACCUCGACGAACCACGACAAUGGGUUCGACGAUAACCCCAUCGCGACCUCCACUAGCACCACGACUGAAUCUGAGCUUGCUGAGUUGGACUACGAACAAAAUGUUACCACGGGCCAUGAGUCGAAUGAUGACGAGGAAGAUUUCAAGCCGGAUAAGCCCAACUCCAAUUCUAGACCAAUCAUGCCAAUUGAGCCUAGUGAUGGGCAGAAGGAUACGCCAGUUGCUCAAACCCCGAUCGAGAACCACGACACGAUGGCAGAAGAUGCUGGGUCGCGUCACGAUGGUGAUGCAGAUGACAAAAUACACAGUGGGAAGCAGGGACUAGCUGAGAGCGAGCUCGAGGACGGACACACUGACGUCGAUCUUGUCAAGGCCGCAGAUGAUGGUUCAAAUGCGCCACACCCUGAUGCUACCCAGAUGGCACGCCCCGAGUCUUUCGACGAGUACAAUACUAGCAAUCAUCCAGAACAGGUGGAUUUGGGAGGACCGUCAGAGCCUCCCUUCCCUCCGGAAGAAGACUCGGAGAUGCACGGCCUCGAAGCUCUUCAGCAGUACAACCAGAAUAAGACCAACCUUAUUGAUAUUGAGGACGGUGACGACGCGAUUGAUGAGUCCGCUUGGGACUUUGCAGGGCCAUCAAACAACCCUAUUGAAGAAAACGGCGACGAGAUGGAUUGGAACGCCGUCAUCGACAAGGACCCCGCCGCUGAAGAUGCACAAGCAGGUGCGUAUUUUGCCCUGCGCAAGGCAGAGUAUGAGAAAAAGGUGGCCGCAAAGACAAAUACUAAAGCAGACGACAUUCUAUUCGCUACAGAGAAGGUUGCUGAACACAGACGGCUCCGGGACAUUGCAAGAAGGAAGCUUGUAGUAAACAAUACUCUCACGCGAGAUGACCUCCCUGCAGGUUAUGAGGAGGCAGAUUCGCUAUUCGUUCCAGAGAUUCCUACCCGACCAGGUCCUCCACCAAAGGAGGGAGCAGCGCCAAAAACUCGCAACCGACUCUCCAAGAAGGAGCUACAAGAUGCUAUCUCUGCUGGCAUUGAUGCCGGCUUCGGCGAGGGUCGAAAGCCAAAGAGAAAGGCAGCGGCUUUCACAGAAGAUCGUCAGCCAAGGAAGAAACGGGCCACGAACCAGAACGGCGACGUCCCAAAGUCCUACAAGAAGAGAGGUCGGCCUCGACGGCCGAACCUGAGCAAUCUCCAAAGCCUUGGACAGACCAACAUCGUGGGCGCUGCCCAAGCCAACGCUUCGAGACCGGACAUGCCGACCUUCACGUCGUCCAACAAAGCCACGGCACUGAAAGAACUCAUUGCGAGCAUCCCGUCGGCUGAGCGUGGCUCUGCCAAUUCGGAUCGAGCAGCUGUCUUGGAGGCCACCAAGAAAUUUAAAGGGCGUGGCGCCGUGAGAUCAGACAACCACGGCGGGUGGAAGCUUCGAGGCAUGGAGUCUUCGCUCUACAACCACCAACUGCUCGGCGCUGCCUUCAUGCGAGAACGGGAGACCGGAGAAGCAAAACCGAAGGGUGGGCUAGUCUGCGAUGAAAUGGGGUUUGGCAAAACAAUACAGAUGAUUGCGAACAUCCUGGAUGGCAAAGCGGAUGAGGGAAGUGCUAUCAAAACCACGUUGAUCAUUGCACCGCCUACCCUGCUCAAUCAAUGGAUGCAGGAAAUGGACAAGCACGUAAAGGGGAACGCCAUGGGUCGAAUUCUCCGUUUCCACUCCGGUUCUCGUCUUCAAAGCAACAAUAUCGUCGCGGACUUGACGGCGUACGAUGUGAUUCUGACAACCUAUGGCGAGGUCCAGAAGAGCUAUCCUCUGGCAGAGCCGCCCAAGAAUUUGGCGUCCGAUGAGCAAAAGAACAAGUGGUGGAAGGACUACUUCCUCAACAAUGUCGGGCCACUUCAUCGGAUCAAGUUCCACCGCAUCGUCCUCGAUGAAGCCCAUCACAUCAAGAACCAUACGUCCAAGACCUCGAUUGCCGUGCGUGCUCUCACGGGAAUCUAUCGAUGGUGCAUCACAGGGACCCCGAUCCUGAACUACAUCGAAGAGCUCUUUCCGUACUUCUCUUUCCUCAGGGUUCCUCAUACGGGGGACUACGCGACCUUUUGCCACAACUUCUGCAACAAUCGGAUCAAUAAAGACCCAGUGAAUCUGGGCAGGCUUCACAAUUACUUGAGGGGUAUCAUGUUGAGGAGGACCCACGUGGACACGCUGUUCAAUGCUCCCAUCGUCAAACUGCCUGGUAUCACGCACAACACCGUCUUGGUCGAAUUUAACGCCGUGGAGAGGAAUAUCUACAACAUUGUCAAGUCGAGAUAUAUCCAGCGAAUCAACACGUACUCGACAUCCGGGAACCUCAACAGCAAUUAUGGCAACAUUCUGGGCAUGUUGAUGCGUCUCCGAAUGCUCUGUUCGCACAUCAUGCUGUGUCAAGACCUGUUGAAGCGAUUGUUCGUGGCGGCAGACAUCGAGACUCUGUGGAGGUUGGCGGCCAAAGAAGUGUCGGCCUCUCGAGACAACGUUGCGGUGAACAUGAUGCGAGCUCUGAGAAGGAUGCUCGUUGACAACGAAAACACGCUCAAGACAUUCCAGACCAGGGAGCUCGAAGGGGCUAAUGUGACGCCAGAUGUCGAAGACGAUGGAAACCUUGCCACGGGUUCCGACUACGGACUUUCCUUCCAGUUCCGAAAGUUCCUUCGGGCGUUGGCCACAUCCGAGACCUGGACGGAAGUGCAUCUUCGGUCAAUCUGUGCCAAAUGUCGCCAACCUCCCGACGAACCGGUCUGUACUUCAUGCUUCCACGUGUACUGCCAAGAAUGCAUGACGGCCAUGGACGAAGAGCGGACAAAGAGAGGGGAAGAGAAGAUGGCGUGCCUCGAAUGCCAGACGUUUUUCGAAGAGUGGUCCGCCUGUAGCGGCCUGAAAGAGCUCGGUUUCAACAAUCGGGAGAUGGCGGCCAAGGUGGAAAAGAAGAAGAGACAGCUAGCCAAGCUGACGCAAAAGGCCAAAGGGGGGGCGAGAAGUGCUGGUUUCCGCCAUGGUAGUAACACCUCGGAUGAAAACAGCGAGGACGAGGAGGAAGACCUGGACUGGCUGGAAGCGGGUGGCGAUCUCCUCCCGUCUGCCAAACUGUUGGCGGCGAAGGCGGCCAUCCUCAACUGGAAGAAGCAGGACGAGGGACAAAAGGUGCUCGUCUACACCCAAUUCCUGGGGCUCGGGAAGAUUUUCAGCAAGGUCUGCUCGGCCGAGGGAUGGGGCCAUGUGCUCUUCAACGGCAAAAUGUCCCUUGACGCGCGAGCACGGGCGAUCGACAAAUUCCAGCACGAUCCCAACAUCUUCAUCAUGAUCUGCUCCUUGAAGGCCGGCGGGGUGGGUCUGAACCUGAGCAUGGCGAGCAAGGUCAUCAUUCUGGAUCUGUGGUUCAACUCGUCGGUCGAAGCCCAAGCGUACUGCCGCGCGUUUCGGAUCGGGCAGGAAAACCGUGUCGACGUGCUCCGCUUCGUGGUCAAGGGUUCCAUCGACGAGGAUCUGAUUCGCAUGCAGGAACGCAAGGACGUCGAGGUCACGAGUGCCAUCGGGCCGGACAGCAUGGGGAAACGAGCCACGAUCCAGCAGUUGCUCGAGUUGUUUGGCGAGGUCAAAGAGCAGGGACAGAACGAGUUCAUCUUGGUGGAGGACGAGAACGACGGCCAAGACGACGCCGACGCCGACAAUGUCGACCUGACCCAUCGGCUGCCCCCUCGACCAUUUUGA
Messenger RNA from Fonsecaea nubica, 3924 nucleotides. RefSeq lists its product as hypothetical. The record is from RefSeq and is a predicted model, not a curated record. The transcript is spliced from 2 exons. NCBI's taxonomy places the organism in Eukaryota, Fungi, Ascomycota, Eurotiomycetes, Chaetothyriales, Herpotrichiellaceae. The coding region runs from base 1 to 3924 and encodes 1307 amino acids. Gene Ontology annotation, molecular function: ATP-dependent chromatin remodeler activity; ATP binding.